UGUGGCCUUCGGCUAGUGGGUGUUAAUGCAAACCUUGGGUAUGCCUUUUCGGGAUAUAAACAUUAAAGUUGGAGCGCUGUAACCGAGUUUAACACUGUUUCUCCAGUCAUGCCGACGUCCCCAGUAAAGGGCAGGAUCCCUCUCUCCAGCUUUGGCCAUCUCAUAACGGAGGUGAAGAGACAGCUGUUUGGCAUUGAGGCGCCAGCUGCUGUGGAGCUGACUGGAUGGAGGAAAUAUUUUAACAGCUACACUCUGCAAGGGAGACGUAAUUGUGUAUUGGCUACCUAUGGGGUUUUGGUUCUCUCAGCUGCUGCCUACCUUAUGCACAGUCGCAACAAAGAGGGAAGGCAGACAUCCAGCUCAACUACCUGAAGAACACUGAUCUCUCUUAUUCAUCCUCCAUCAAUCCAUUCAGAUAUGUUUCAUUGAGUAAGCAUGAUUUGCAGGAAGGGAAUAUUUGACACGACAUCUGUGUGAACGUUAUAUUUACUGAUUCAAGGAUUACUCGCUUAUGUACAUGAAUACAUACUUAAUAUAUAAAUAUU
Lampris incognitus (smalleye Pacific opah) is the source of this 545-nucleotide messenger RNA. RefSeq names its product ATP synthase membrane subunit K, mitochondrial-like. NCBI's taxonomy places the organism in Eukaryota, Metazoa, Chordata, Actinopteri, Lampriformes, Lampridae. Bases 109 to 372 code for a protein of 87 amino acids. The transcript has 3 exons. The record is from RefSeq and is a predicted model, not a curated record.